This is a messenger RNA of Marasmius oreades (fairy-ring Marasmius), 345 nucleotides long. RefSeq lists its product as uncharacterized. The transcript has 3 exons. The coding region runs from base 1 to 345 and encodes 114 amino acids. The record is from RefSeq and is a predicted model, not a curated record. NCBI's taxonomy places the organism in Eukaryota, Fungi, Basidiomycota, Agaricomycetes, Agaricales, Marasmiaceae.
AUGACGGGUCGAUAUUGGCGCAUUAUCCGACAUCUUAUUGAAACUCCACAUUCUACAUCUUUCGCGAAACAACCACUUCUUUCAACCAUCCCACUCACCUAUGGUAAUUUAGAGAAGCAGCAAGAGCACCGAUGCACCGUCAGCAGCCUAGAAACUUCCUACUUCGCCCUGAGCCUUUGGAGACCGUUACCGGCCAACCACCGGAUGGAGAACAUCUGCCGUUGUUCACACCGCUCAGAAAGAUUUGUGGAUUGGUUGUUAAGCGAUAGGAUUCCUCUUGUUCCUAUCUGUCAAUAUUUCAAUAGCUAUAUUCAACCCCAAGAUGCAGAAUCUGUCAACUACUAG